Molecule: messenger RNA, 3941 nt
Organism: Paramisgurnus dabryanus
Lineage: Eukaryota; Metazoa; Chordata; Actinopteri; Cypriniformes; Cobitidae
Gene: bmper
Product: BMP binding endothelial regulator
Cellular component (GO): extracellular region
Molecular function (GO): protein binding
Source: RefSeq, a predicted model, not a curated record
UGAGGGACUAGAGUCGGUUUUAGCCCAAAUCUCAUUUUCAUUUUGAGAAGCAGAAAGGCACAAUCCUUUGUGCAUAUGAAAUCUUUAAAACACUUGGCACCUACUUUAGAUAAUGGGUCAUGAAGGCAGCCAUUGUUACACAAAUAAUUACAUGCGAAGUGAAUGCUAGGGUUUAAGUGCCUUAACAAUUGUUUAAUGGUAAAUUUGCGUGAAUGUGUUUAGCUGAGGUGAAACGGAUUAUGGCGUCUCUCACUUUACGCCACUAUUUAUAACAAUACAACAGAUAUGCGGCGUUUAAAUGGAGGGAUGCAGUGACCUGUGCGGACGGGAGACGGACCCAUGAAGCGGGAACGUUUAACUGCAGGAGCUGCUGAAGUUUCGCCAUCGGAAGAAAUGCGCAGGAGUUUCCACACGCAGCAGAAGAUCAGCGCAGAGAUCUCUGACCGGAGCCGACGCAUGGACGUUUCUAUUUCCACCUGAAACAUCUCAUGUUGUGUCCUUUCUUAACAAACAUGUCUCCAUUGGAUCACUGGAUCUUAUGUCUGUUUUAGGGAAUCUUGGAAGUUGCGGGUCUGGAUAUUCAGGGCGUUUUUUUUCAUAUUUUUUUGGUUUUGUCAUUAUUGUUUUCAGUCGAUGGUGCACGGAAAGCAUUUUGCUGUCGAAUGUGGAUUUAAUUAGCCAUUAAGUCAAUGUCUCUUUCUUUCUUGACUGAAACGCAAACUCUUUCUACGCGCUUUGGAUAUUUUCUUCUCCCCUCCUGCUUUUGGAGUGAAUUUAGGAUGCUGUGUUUGUCUCCUACAGUAACCCACAACCUGUUAUUCUGGUUAUUAUUUUUCCAAACACCACGAUUAACUGUACCUCUAAUCAUAGGCACAGAAGCUAGCUGUGAAAACGAGGGUGAAGUGUUACACAUUCCCAAUAUCACAGACAACCCCUGUAUCUCCUGUGUGUGUCUGGAUAAAAAAGCGGACUGUAAACAGGAGAGGUGUCUGCCUGUGGCAGAGGACUGUGCGCUGGUGGUCAAACAGACGGGGGCCUGCUGUGAAAGAUGCAAAGGUUGUCAGCUGAAUGGAAACACCUUUAACACCUCCCAUUAUUGGAUCAGCCCUGUGAAGCCCUGUGUCACAUACAGCUGUCAGGAUGGUGUCAUCACUGAAGCAGAAAUCAGGUGUGUUAUUCACUGUAAGAACCCUAAAAUCCACCCAAAGAAAUGCUGCCCAUCUUGUCCAGGCUGUAUUUUUGAGGGGCGUUUAUAUAAGGAGCAAGAGGAGUUUUACCCUGAAGGGAAUCCAUGUAUCAAAUGCAAAUGUACUGGAGGUCAAAGCAUGUGUUAUAAAGUGGUGUGUCCAGUUCUGUCAUGCCCAUCACACCUCAGUCACACUGUGUCUGGUCAGUGCUGCCCUAGAUGUCGUGGUCAGAGGAAGGUGUUUGACUUGUCGCCUGGCAGCUGUCUGUUCCACAGUGAUGUCUAUGAGAAUGGUACAUCCAUCAGCUAUGAGAACUGUACAGCUUGCAUGUGUGUGGACUCUACAGUGGUGUGCAAAAAGAAGUGCUCGCCUGCCGGCAGCUGUCAAGGCCAUGCAUGCUGUGAAGAGUGCCAGUCUCAUAUGAUGAUGGAAGAUGUGAAGUACUGUAGGGUAAAGAACAAGAUCUAUAGGGAUGGUGAUAGGUGGUCCUCUGUUAACUGUUCUUUGUGCACCUGUGUUAAGGGAAAUAUAGAAUGUCAGCCUAAGAAUUGUGUUCCCAUCAUUAGCUGUCCUUUGAAUAAGAUUCUAAACCGCACUGGCUGCUGUCCUGUUUGUACUGACAAGCCAGGCGUUUGUACAGUAUUUGGAGACCCUCACUAUAACACUUUUGACGGGCGCACCUUUAACUUUCAGGGCACAUGUAAAUAUGUGCUCACUAAAGAUUGCUCCCCAGCGGCCAGCUUCACAGUGCUGGUAAAGAAUGAAGCACGUCGCACACGCUCUUUUUCCUGGACAAAGUCAGUGGAGCUGCUCACAUCUGGCAUGAGCAUCAGCCUUCACCAACAUCUUACUGUUCGUCAGAAUGGCACUCGAAUCUCUCUGCCGUUCCACAGCACUGAUGUCCACAUUGACUUGGAUGGAUAUCUACUCAAGCUCACCACCAUCACAGGAUUGGAGAUCACAUGGGACGGAGACAGUCUGGUGGAGGUGGUCGCAGCACCACAUCUAAAGGAGCGACUCUGUGGGUUGUGUGGAAACUACAAUGGCCACAGACAAGACGACACUCUAGGUGGAGAUGGCAAUUUCAAAUUUGAUGUGGCUGAGUUUGCAGAGUCAUGGCGUGUAGAGGACAAUGAGAUGUGUGAAGCACCAAACCGCAGGCCUCUGUCCAUUCUGUGUCCAGCCACAGUAAAAGUGAAGCUUCGUGCACAUAGAGCAUGCCAGACACUAAAGUCAUGGGAGUUUCAGAUGUGUCAUUCUGCUGUGGACUUCCACUCCUUUUACAGGUCAUGUGUGACCGACAUGUGCGAAUGCCCAGUGCAUAAGAACUGCAAUUGUGAGUCAUUCAUAGCGUAUAGCCGAGCGUGCGAGAGAGAGGGUGUACGUGUGCACUGGAGGCCGGAGCUCAGCUGUAUCACUACACAGUGCAAACACGGUGCCGUCUAUGACACAUGUGGACCUGGUUGCACUAAAACCUGCAGUAACUGGAACGAGAUUGGCCCUUGUUACAAGCCUUGUGUCGCUGGUUGCCACUGUCCAGCCAGCCUAGUACUUUUUCAGGGCCACUGCAUAAAAGCUACUUCUUGCCCUGGGUCUUUACCUACAUGAUGCCAGAGAAACUCAGGAGGGCACCGAAGGUGAAGAAAACCAGACAUUCAACUCUGGCAAACAGGACUAUACCUAGAAAAUCACAAACUGUCUUUUGCCAAUCAAACAUUUCUUAAACCACUUUUUUUGAUGUGAGUCAGGAUUCUCAUGUCAUGAGACUUGGUAGCAGUGACCUCAGUGAGGAUAUGUCAUAGCUGGUAAAUUCUUAGUGCCUUUUCAACUUAAUUCAAGAGUAAAUUAGCUUUACUCUGCACCAUCAGGAAGUUGGAGUAAAAGGGACCUGAACUGGACAUUGUUAAAUAGGGUUAAACACAUAGUGUUAUCCAUUUAUUGAAUAAACGUGGUGUUUAAUUAUAACGUUUUGACAAAAAUUAUACUAUUUAAGUAUUUGUUUACUUUUUAGUUUGGGACUCAAAUGUGACUGUUAUAAAAGUACUGUAUUCAUCGGUGUAAUCAUUGUGUACAUGGGUGUUGUGUACAAUGGCAUCUAUUCCAGUAAAUGUUUGGACCCACCCACAUUUUUUUGUUUCCUACGCCUGUGAUUGUGUAAGUGUUAUAAAUGUACAUUACAUUAGACCUAAUAAAAUGCUACUGUCACAAGUUUUUAUCAGAAACUCCAUACCAGAGAAUUAAGUUUUUGUACUGUAGGCAGUUAAGCAGAGAUAUCUUGUUGCAGACAAAUUUAGGAUAUACUGACCUGAAUUGACCUAAAUACUGCAGUUAAUUUGUGAUCAUAUUGUCAUUUAAGGAAUUUUACAGCGGUUUCAUUUAGCACAUUUUAAGUUGUGCUGUCCCGUGGCAAAUUAUUUUUUCAGGCUUCUCUACUAAGGGUGCUGUAAUUACAAGUAACUGUAUUUUUCAGCAACACUCUUAUUCUUUUUAUAGAACCAUUCAAGGAUAUAAGAUGCCGUAAAAUAAGUUAUAACAUUGGAGGGGUAAUUUUUGUGAACUGUUCUAAGUCGAGCAUAUUUUUUAUGUAUUUUGAUGUAUUAAAUACAUUUAAACUUCUAUAUAAAGUGUGACUUACUGAACAUUAAAGGGGACAGGAACAGUUUUUUUUUUAUUAUUAUUAUUAUGUAUUAUCUUAGGGGUACAUAUUUUACUAAAUUCUUUUGCCAAGUAAACAUUUGUAAUUAAGUAUUUUGA